Molecule: messenger RNA, 774 nt
Organism: Tricharina praecox
Lineage: Eukaryota; Fungi; Ascomycota; Pezizomycetes; Pezizales; Pyronemataceae
Product: autophagy-related protein
Exons: 2
Coding region: 94-633 (179 amino acids)
Biological process (GO): autophagosome assembly; autophagy
Cellular component (GO): phagophore assembly site
Source: RefSeq, a predicted model, not a curated record
AAACUCCGCACGCCCGCCGCCGCUCGCAACACCCGUGAUCCCUCCGCGAACCCGGCGAACAUCCGACUCCCCGCCCCGACACACAUUCCAUUCAUGGAUCCGCCGCCAGUGUUCACGCUCGCUUUGCUCUCGGACUCGUCGCACCUGCCAGACCUUCUGCGGGGGAUCCUGCACACGAUCUUCUUCCACCGGUUUUUCUCGUCAUUCCGGCCGUUUACGCGGGACCUGUUAGACAUAACGUUGCCGAGCUUCAACGAUCCGGCGCUCGACACUGUGAUCGAGAGCCGGCUGCGGACGCUCGAGGGCGACACCGCGCCGCCACAGGUCGCCGUCUGCUUCUACGAGAAGAAGGCGCGUAAGGCUUCCUGGUUUGCAAAAGAGGAAAAGGUCUGCUGGGAACAGUGGGUCAUCAAUAUCACGCUUGUCGCGCCCAGGACCGAGGCUGAGAGGGCCCACGCAAGGAGACAGAUCGAGGAUCAGCUGCAGGCUACGAUACUCAAGAUCAUCGCCGUGGCGAGUGCGGAGAAGAAUCAUGUUCCGCCGAUCACGACAAACGAUGCGAACCCGUUUCCGUACACGAUAGCGCUGCUGCCGAAGGGAGAGACGUGGGGAACACGGAUGGGCAUCUUCUGAGAUGGCGCGGUGGAAGGGAACGGGGAGGGACAGAUAAUGAGCGGGGAUAGAUUCAUGAUUGCGGUGUUCCGGCGUUGAACCUAAAAUAUUACUAUUGCAUGUUUCCUUUUUCUUCUUGUUUUGGGGCCGUUACAUUUUCUU